Molecule: messenger RNA, 753 nt
Organism: Entrophospora candida
Lineage: Eukaryota; Fungi; Glomeromycota; Glomeromycetes; Entrophosporales; Entrophosporaceae
Source: the annotation of a GenBank genome assembly
AUGGACAAGUUUACGUCAAAAUUCACUUCAAUUAAUAAAAGCAUUGGUCAAAUACUAGCGGAAAAACUUGGAACAGCAGAGGACGUUACAGAGCUUCCUGCAGAAUAUUUAGAACUUGAAAGGAAAGUUGAUGCACUUCACGCUAUUCACACAAACCUACUUCAUGUCACCAAUAUUUAUACUGAUUCAUCAUACGACUAUCCAAAUCAACUUCAAGAUACAGUUGUAGAAUUUACACGCAAUGUAGUUGCUUCAGAAGGUGUACUACUUUUUGGUAGUAAUGAUCCGCUGGGAAUUGCAUUAGAUAAAUUUGGUACUAUGCAAAAACGUAUUGGCGAAGAACGUGUUAAAAUGGACCAAACUAUUAGUAAAAAGUUCGUACAGCCAUUUAAUACAACAUUAAACACAAGUAUACAAUUCGCCAUGAAAGCUAGAAAAAAUGUCCGAUCAACUCGUUUGGCACUUGAUACUGCCAAAGCAAAUUAUAAAUCAACUCGUCCUGAACGAUCUGAGGCAGCAAGGUUAGAAGUUGAGCAAGCUGAAGAUCAGUUUGUAGCAUCUGUUGAAGAAGCAACUACUUUGAUGAAAAGUAUUCUCAAUAUGCCCGAACCACUUCUUAAUUUAUCAGAUUUAGUGAAUGCUCAAUUAGCUUUUCAUAAAGAAGCAUAUGAAAUUCUUAGUGAACUUGCGCCAGAGAUUGAUGACAUUCAUGUAACUCAAGAUACAUUAUACAGGAAUAGUCAUAAUGACUAA